Molecule: messenger RNA, 1869 nt
Organism: Eupeodes corollae
Lineage: Eukaryota; Metazoa; Arthropoda; Insecta; Diptera; Syrphidae
Product: allatostatin-A
Exons: 3
Coding region: 414-995 (193 amino acids)
Molecular function (GO): neuropeptide hormone activity
Source: RefSeq, a predicted model, not a curated record
AUUGACUUGUGUGCACAUCCCGAAGCAGCUUUUUUCCAACGGAGCAAUCUGCUGCCAUCAUCAUCAACGUUAAUUUUUUCCGUUACAACCAACAAGUGGAUAAAAAGCGUUAAAGAACUGUUAACCGGAUAUAAGAAAAUUAAAAAAGAGAAAAAACAGAAAAAGAUCCGAUUUAUAGUGUGUGAAAUAAUUUUCCAUUGUUUUUUGAUUUUUCAAUUAAAGUGUGUAAAGUGGCAAAAAAUAGUUUUCAAAGGUGCAGCUGAAAUUUUUAAAACGAAAUUUAUCAAAAAAUACACAGUGUUUGUAGAUUGAAAAUUAUUUAAAAGAAAUAGUUUUGAUUUUAACAGUGCAGAGGAGGAAUCCCAUUUUUGUGAUUAUUUCCGAUACUAAAUCAAAACCUAUACUUAACAAACAUGAAUAAGUUCUACACAUCAAUGAUCCUCAUCACAAUGAGUCUCACCUACAGCUAUUGUGAACCCUUCUCAGAGGAUUCAUCAGACUCAGCUAAUUCUCUUCUCGAAGCUGACUCCGAUGUUGCCAACAACGAUCCAAACUAUGACAAACGUGUGGAGCGAUAUGCAUUUGGUCUUGGACGACGAGCUUAUACCUACACAAAUGGACCAUCAGCAAAACGACUCCCGGUAUAUAACUUCGGUUUGGGUAAACGGGCUCAACCCUACUCCUUUGGACUUGGCAAACGAGUUGAUUUCGAUGACGAACAAUAUCAAGACGAAAUGGAUGGAAAUAACUAUGAUCAAUCUUACUACUAUGCUGGAAGCAAACGCACCAGACCGUACAGCUUUGGAUUGGGUAAACGCGAACCAAGUGGCCAAAAUAGCCGAUAUGCAUUUGGAUUGGGCAAACGGGACACUCGGCCAGAACGAUACGCCUUUGGACUAGGCAAGCGAGAAGGUGGAACCCGCAACGAACGAUACAGCUUUGGAUUGGGCAAACGCGAUGUCUCCGAACAACAAACUGCCCCCGUAAGACGUUAAGGACAUCCGACCUUCUGCAAACUCCAAUAUGACUCAGAACUCUUGAAAAAACUUUGUAAAUUUUUUUGACUUGACUCCCCAAUAUCGAUUUCGCUAAUGCACAUUGUCCUCCUAAUCUCAAAACCUUCAAAUCCAGCAUAAAUAUAUUACAUCAUACUCCAGCCGAGAUUACCAGGACAAUUGUGCAUAAUUUAUUUAUAUAAAUAUAUACACCACAGGUAGCAACAAUAUAUUCAUCAACAUAAACAAAACAAAACUAUAUUUAUAUAUAUAAUAUACAUAACUUUAUAAACAACCAAAAAAUUGUAAAAAAAAAUACAAAAAUAUUAACUAUACUACAAUACUUUCUAUAAAUGUUUUGAAAUGAAAUCAUUAAAACAACAAAAAAAUCUGUGUGCUUUCAUAAAAGUAUUGUAAUCAAUUUUGACGAACUAUAAAAAUAAAAACAUAAAUAAAUAAGAAAUAUUAAUAACGUAGGUACUUUAUGUAAAAUAAAAAGUUUGUUCUCCAAAGAGCCCUUAAAUUAAAACCAAAAAUAAAAAGAAAAAGAAAACCCUGCUAAAUAUAAUUUUGUUGGUUAAUUUUCUUGUGACUUAUUAAAUAUAUAAAAAUAACAACAAUUAACCAAAAGGAACAAGAAAAUUACUAUACUAAAAUUAACAACUACUAUUAACCCUUUCCAUUAUAUUGUUGAAAACUAUAUAAAGUGAUUGAGUGACAAAAAUACAACAUUUAAAGAAAUUAUAAUUUUAUAUAAAUUACAUUUUCAAUUAAAUAAAAAUAACUACAAAAAAUAAAACUAAGAAAAAAACAAAAUGUUUAUGAAAGAAUAAUCGCAGAUGUAUAAAAAUAUAAUUAAAUUUAAACAAAAAAA